AUGGGUGUUGUCUUGGCAAAGUAUCACACUGUGUCAGAGCUGCUGAAGCUGCUGUCCAAUGAGACACUGAGCACAGGGGAAAAAAUCAGUAUCAUUCUAACAAUUGGACACUGUACUGAAAUUUGUGAAGAAAACCAGUGUGAGCUGCUUCAGAACAAUGGUCUGCCACUUAUGAUUCAGAUAUUGACAGAAUCUCAGGACGAGGAACUCAUCAAAGCUUUGUCUCUGAAAUUAUGUGAUAACUCAUUAAAUGUGAACAAUGCAGAAGAAUUGGAUGUGCAAGUCAGAAAAAGAUGUCUGCAAGACUACUGGAAGAAAGCAAAAGAAAUUUUACACAGAAUUAACUCAGUUGAAAAACAGCACAAUGAGGAAAAAGUGCAAGGAGAAAUAUUUGUAGAUGAAUCUUCAGUAGCCAAUUCUGAAGCAUUAAAAUCCCAUGAAGUGAAUCCUGUUGAUCCAAAGAAGUACACAGAAGGAACACAGAAAGAUGUCUGUUGUCCACAGUUGACCUCAGAGUUGAAUAAUCCUGUUCUUGCUCCAUCUGUAACUUCUGCUCCACAAAAAAAUGAAACAGUGAACACUAUGGAUGCAGCUUCUACCAGACAAACUGAACAGAGGAACAUUCCAAGUUCAGUCACUGAGCUGCAAACAGACAGUGUACCGCAAAGUCACAAUAUAAAUGGAAAAACUGCUUGUGGAAAAAAUCAGUCUGGUCUUCAGGGAGGUGAACAGUUAUUUAAACAACCAGCAGAGACUGUUAGAAAUAUGAAACAGACAUGCAUACCAGAUAAACAUCCAUUCUGCUCAGAGAAAACUGAGAGAGUCAAAAGUACUUCAGUUACACCUUCAUCCCAUAAAAUGGCAGAUUUAAGGUGUUUAGGUUGCAUAGCCGGAGGACUGUCCUUGAACAGUAAAACCUUCACCAAGAUGUUGCAGAGUUGCCUGCAUAGGUGUGAGCACCACAGAGUCAUCCUGGAGGCUGAAGAAAGAUACCGAGGGGAGCUCCGCAGGGUGGCCGCUGGUAACAACAGCAGAUGUGCAACUCACCAGAAAAUGCUGCUGGCCCCAGUGAGGAAAGACAGUCUGCUUAAAGAAAUACCAACUUUUAGGAGCAAGAAGGAUAGUUUCCAAAGCAUUCUUUUGACUCCAAAUAGAAAAGACAAAUCUAAUGCUUCAAAGAGAGAUGAACAUGGUAGAAAUAUUAGGUGGACUAGCAACUAUAACUUGACACCUGCAUAUGAAAAGUCUUUACAAAAAACCCAAGAUGUUAACCUGAAGAGACAGAGAGUCAAAGAGAUGUGCAACCAGAAAUGUCAGCACUUAAAAGAAAAUUGCACACAUUCACUUGACAAAGAUGAGGGCAAUAAAAUGUGUUCCCUGGCCAUGAAAAUGAGACCUCUGAACAAGAGAAGAGUCCUAAAAGAUUUCACAGCUGAAGAAAUCAACUGCCUUUUGAACGGUGUCCAAAAAAUGGGCAACCACUGGAAUUUGAUUUUGUGGUCUUACCUUUUCCAGAAAGGACGGACAAGCGUUGACCUUUCCAAGAAGUACUACAGGUUACAAGUGCAGGUACUCAUCACUGAAUUUUCUACUGAUGGCAAAUGCUGGGAGCCCAGUUUUCAUCAUUAG
Lonchura striata (white-rumped munia) is the source of this 1629-nucleotide messenger RNA. The record is from RefSeq and is a predicted model, not a curated record. Lineage: Eukaryota; Metazoa; Chordata; Aves; Passeriformes; Estrildidae.